AGGUUCUGGGGAGGACCGGAAGGGCGGCGUUGUUGUGGUAACGGCGAACAGGCCAUGAAGCGGGACUUUGGUUUGGCGGCGGCGGCGGGGACAGAGCUGGUGCUCGCUACCUCGGGCGACGAGAAACACCCACCGGAGAACAUUGUGGAUGGGAAUACAGAAACAUUUUGGAUCACAACAGGAAUGUUCCCACAAGAAUUUAUUUUACGUUUUCCUGAGCUCAUAAAAAUAAGUUGUGUGAAAAUUCACUGUUAUAAUGUCCGCAGACUUAGUAUUGAGAAAAGUACAGAAAAAGAUCCCGUGGACUUUGAACCUUUAGCUAAGAGCGAACUUGAGCGCUCUGAGGAACAGCUUCAGUUGGAAGAAUUUACAGUAAGUACAUAUUUUAUCUCAAAUAUUGUAUUGCUCAAUAUGAGAAGCUAAUGAGUGAAAACAUAAAAUUUGGUCUUACAGAAUUUGUGGGGGAAGCAUUCAUAAAUUAUUUUUUAACUCACUUACUUGAUGCAAGCAGUGACGAUGCAGAGCAUUUUAUAGAAUAGUAACCACCUCAUGGAAAGUGGUGAUGACCUGUACAAUGUUUUUAAGUGUUUUUUAUAUAUUAAUAUGAAUGGUAUCAUUUUAUUAUUUCAUU
Molecule: messenger RNA, 631 nt
Organism: Amblyraja radiata (thorny skate)
Lineage: Eukaryota; Metazoa; Chordata; Chondrichthyes; Rajiformes; Rajidae
Gene: hspb11
Product: heat shock protein, alpha-crystallin-related, b11
Exons: 5
Coding region: 55-423 (122 amino acids)
Biological process (GO): multicellular organism development; intraciliary transport
Cellular component (GO): cilium; intraciliary transport particle B; centrosome
Source: RefSeq, a predicted model, not a curated record